AUGUUGCAGCAAACCAAUGCUGCUUCCUCAACAGCAUCGACAUCACCUAUUGUGAACAAUAACAAGGCAAACCACAACACUUGUAACUACAGCAAUCAUACACGCAUAAACCAACCGAACCAAACAACGAGCAAUUACGGAGGUGGCAGUCACAAUUUUGGAAAUGUGCAAUUUUCAAAUAAUGGUAUUAGCGAAACUACCAUUGCCAAUGCUAAACAACCCUAUGUUCAUCAUUUUCGUAUAGCAAAGAAGAAGACCACAAUUGAAUUCAAGAUGGUGGAUGCCAACGACAUUAGGAAGAAUAUGUACGGAAAUACAAUGCAGCAUCAUGGAAGUGGUCGGACAACAACUUCUACCUCAUCACAGCUGAAUAUAGCUUCAUCACAAACGAAUCUUUUACCUACAACAAACACAAAUUCUUUCAACAACCAAAACAACACUGGAACGACACUUAAUUCUAAUGUAGCUAAUCAUUCAACAACAACAACAUCAAAAUCUCCCCAACCACCCUCAACAACCAAUCAUGACUCUACAGUGUCCUCAUCCUCCUCCAAUGCUACCCAAACAAAUUCUAACAAUUCUCAUCACACUCAAUCGUCAGUAUUAUCUACCAUUGAUAAUACAGUUUCAUCGGAUCAAAAACACACGAAAAAGCAAAAGCCUGCACCAGCUAGCUUUGCGAUAUCUUCAAAGAUCACUAAACAUCAUUCUGGUUCUAGGAGAAACUCAAUGCUUUCCUCUCAUUCCGUAGAUUUAUUGCAGAACAACUCAAAUUUUCAGCAAGAGGUGCUUCAUUGUACACCAACCACUUUAAACUGUACUUCUAUCACUACCAAGAAAAAUCAUCAAACACGACGAAAAUCAGUGGCAUCUCCAUCAUCGGGAUUAUUAGUUCCUUCUCACGCAGACCAACCUACCAUACCAAAUUUGGCCAAUAACAACGCUUGGAAUGCAACAACAAGCUCACCAAUUACCUUACCGAAUCAUCAUUCAGCAACAACACCAACUGAACACCAAUGUACCUACACACCAACCCAACCUCCAUUCUCAACUACCAACACCAGCCAUCGUAGUAAUGGCACAAGCAAUCACCUCAGUAGUAAUUCGGCGAAUGUAAGUUCUUGCCCACCAACUUCUCAAACGCCACCAUCCUCUUCGUACUUUGUGGCCGGAUUCACAUUUGGAUCUCCGAGUAAAACAAGUGGUGAUUCCUUAAUGAUGAAUUCAUCUAAUUACCAUCAUCACACUAACAGUACUAAUGGCCAUUCGGAUCUGAACUAUCAUGGGCUUCAAGAUGGGUUGUAUGGUGAGGCAUAUUAUAGUACUUUGACGCCUGAGCAACGAAGGUAUUUAACUCAUGGUGGAAGGAAAACAUUUGCAACUCUUCCAAGCAUUGAAGAGAUGACAAGAUAUCAUGAAUUAAGGAGAAAUUCAAUUGACGAGUUGACUCAGAAUUUUGCUCAAUGUGUUUCCACUGCCGAGAGAGUCAACCAGCAUCAUGAAGAUAUUCCAGAGCCUUCUCCAAUAUUGGACGCUGAGCAUUUGAAGAAUCCAGACCAAAGAUUUAGAAGGAGACAAACAUAUGCAUUUGAAAGCGAUCAUUUUAGCCCCUAUGAUGCUCAAUAUGAUUCGAACUGCUUACAAUCUCUCAAAUCGUUUAACUUUCCAAGUCGAAAUCCUCAGCACUCACACGACACAUCUCUAAGGACCACAAACAACAAUUCUACAGAAUAUUUACCCACGCACCAACACUCACUCUCCCUAAACAACGUUCCCUCUUCCACUGAACAUGGCUUACUUCCAUCCAUUCACGAAAUAAUUUCCAAAAGAUAA
Naegleria lovaniensis is the source of this 1833-nucleotide messenger RNA. RefSeq lists its product as uncharacterized. NCBI's taxonomy places the organism in Eukaryota, Heterolobosea, Eutetramitea, Acrasida, Naegleriidae. The transcript has a single exon. The record is from RefSeq and is a predicted model, not a curated record. Bases 1 to 1833 code for a protein of 610 amino acids.